UACAAGGUAAAUACAGGUCAGAGAUUUUACUCCUGUUUUUUUAAUUUUUAUUUUUGUAGACUCAAAAUUAACAUAAGUUUGUAGUUUUAAAGUGUCUGAUUAUAUUAGAUAUUUCUCUUUAUUUGCCUUAGAGUCAUGGACCCUGCUACCUGUCCUUCCAUUCAAUUUUUCAUGCCAUUCCCACUGUGAUCUUCAUGCAAAACCAUCAUCUCCGUUCCCUUCUUUUCUGCAGAAAUGGAUGUUUGACUGCAGAAAACUCCACUUUUUUAAAAUAUUUCUCUAUAGAGGAUUAAAUUUAGUGUCCAGUUUGACCCAAAAUUAUAGGUUCCCGAGAAAUCAAAACAAGUUGCCAUUCACGUAUGCCACUAAAUCCAUUCUUCUAAUUCCUUCAACAUUUAACAAAUAGUUACUAAGCACCUAUUUUGCACAAGCAUUGAAACUGGUCCUCUGCCAAAUAUGAAGCUGUAUCAACAAAGAUGUGUGAAUCAAUAUAAAUACAGAUUUAAUGCUAACUAAAUACCAGGCACUGCUCCAAGCUCUUGACAUGUAUUAAUCUAUUGAGCCCUGCCCAAGGGGGUGGGUACCAUUGUCAUAUCCCUUUUAUAGAUGGGGAAACAGACCAGAAAAGUUAAGUGAGCUUCUAGAACCCAAACCCUUAACCAAGGCACCAAUAAUUGAUCUAGUCAUGGUGGGGGACCCAUGUUAAAAAGUGUUUCUCCCAAACUAUGGCCCCUAAAGUCUGACCAACUCCCAGAGCCUGCAGAUGCCCUCAAAUAGUAAGUACCAACCCAGGCGACUCGUAUACAACAUCAGAAAACAUUUGUACCUAACCUGAUGGGUCUCCUUCCAGCUCAGGACACUGAAGCAUGCCCCCUGGAGGCCCUCAGCACACCCCGGGACACACAUGCUGACCUACACAUUCCUGCAGAGUCACAUCUUAACCCAAAUCUUAUCACAACCCUGCCAAAGGCCAGGCACUAUCAAGAAAAUGUUCACCCUUCUUCCCGUUAGGCCCCAUGUGUGAACACUGAUAACAGAUCUAAAUUCGAAGAAAAUCAACAGAAGUCAUCUCAGUCAACCUGAAAAGUGUAGUGACUCAUUCACACCCUUUCACAGGGCUCCUACUGGGCGGCCCUGGUUCCCCGGAGCAAGCCUCCAGGCAUCCUGCAGCCGGGGCACAGCACGAGGACCAGAGGAGCCUUGACUUCCUUGUGCUCAGCAUCUGAGUUGCUCAGCAAGCUGCCCCUGUUCGGUGCUGCCCAUGACCCCCCUGCUUAUGUCCCCAGGGCAGGCUAAACAAGGUUGCCUUGGAAAAAAAGAACAGAGGAGAUGCUGACUUUUCAGCCCCAAGAGUAAAUUCCAUCACUAUGGAGUUAAAAUCAUAACAUCUAAAUUUGACUCGACUGGUGUCUCCUCUUAUAAAUACACACACACGUGGAUGCUUAAACCAUUGUGCGGACUGCCAACAACAAAACAAAACACAACAUCUCAUUAGAAAGACGAGCUGGUAGACCAACUCACUAGAACAAAGAAAAGAAAAGCAGGUACUCCAAUUUCACCGAACACACACACACACACACACACACACACACACACUGGUGUAGUGAAGCCCAUGAGAAAACUAGUUGCCCUGGCAAUGAAGGACAGUUUAUGUGCUCAAGGAUUUUCUUGUUCAAAUUUAAAGGAGCCACAGGAACUUACUGAGCUUCCGUGGGCUAAGUUUUAGGUCUCCGUCCUGAGACGAGGGUCUGUCUGGCUUCUAUUUCAACCUCUAGUAAAGCCGUAAGCAGAGUAGGUAAGAGCAACAGCUCGGGGGCCAGGCGGCCCUGGCUGGAGCGUCAGCACCAUUUCCCAGCUGUGCCGCCCAGGUGAGUUACUUAACCAUCAGUUAUGGCGCCUCCAUCUCCUCGCCUGUAAAAUGGGAGAAAUACAUCCAAAAAACGGACCCGCCUGGGUUUGUUGUGGUGAAAGAACACCUGGUAAAACAUUUGGAACGAUGCCUGGUUCUGAGCAAGCCUUCCACAACAUGUGAGUUAUUUGCAACAAUAACUUGAAAUGACUUCCCGCAUCCCACCUGAAACUGACUUCUUUGUUUUUACCGUAAGUCUCCCAGCACUGUAACCUCAUUUUGUCUCCUUUUGUGUGCAUGCAGAGGGAGGAUGUUUAGCUGUCCUUGGAAUACAAUCUCUCCUUUCAUUAAGAACCAUUAUUAAGUCUCUCUAAGUUUCUCUCCUGCAGUAGAUGAUCCAGAUGACUUAAUCGUUCUGCUUUACAUGCUUUAAUCAUUUAUUUGAACUUCUCAACCAUCCAGAUUUAGUACACAAAGAAAUAUCAUCUAGGAAACGUUGGUUUCAAAAUUCCUUAUCAUCUGCAGCCCAUGAGCUCAAAUGUUUAAAAUCCAUUGUUUGUAAGAGCAAACUAAAGGUCUUUACCAUAUUAGUCAGUUGGUUUUCCUCUGUCACAUUGCCACAGUCACCUCAUUCUCAUCUGCAUAGCUCAGCACAAGCCAAAACAGAAGAGACAGAAGGUCAUUCGUUCAUUCAUCAAAUGUUUAUCGAGGGCCCACUAUGUGCCAGGCACUGUGCUGUGCUAUAAAAUUACAAACGAGACUCUCUCUACUUGGAGAAAUUUACAAUUUAGGAGGGAAGAUACAGAAGUAAACAAAUCAUUGCAAAAAUCUUCCAUUAAAUGAUGUAAUUGACUGAGAAAGUGCCAGGAUACCCUUGGGGCAGAAGGGAGGGAGAACUCAGCUCUACUUGGUGGGUCUGGAAAGGUUACACAGAGAAAGUGACUUUGGAGCCAUGCUAUCGAGUGGCAAGGAUUGGAAAAAGGAGGAGGAGAGUCUUUGGGGAAGAUGGAACACCUAGGGACAAUCUGAACGUCAUGUCACCGGGGAACCUUCCUUGGUGCUAUUAUGACUGGGGCCUGGGGUCUAGGAAAAAUACAGAGACACAAGACUGCCCACCCUUUGGAAAGUCAGUAGGGAAUGUCAAAGUCACGUGUAAAGAGUAAUCUAUGUAUUCUUUACUAGUUAUUUUUUAAAAUACCUCUUAAUAUAUGUGACAUAUAUGAGCUAAGAUAAUAUUCAUGGAGGAGUCUUCAUUUUUAAUUUUCUAGAAAUUAAUUUUCCAAGUACAAUAAGAUGGUAACAUUAUUUCCAUUAUUUAUGCCUGGCAUAGUAGGUGUCUACUUAUUUGCUUACUUACUUAUUAUCUGACCCCCCACCCCCAGCCAGAAGACCAUCUCCACAAGGUUAGGGACUUUGCCUCUUUUGUUCACAUCUGCUUCCCCAGCACCUAAAACAGUGUUUGAUUCAUGAUAGGUACUCAAUAAAUAUUUGUGGAGUAAAUGAAUGAAUUUCCAUGUGGGUGAAAAGAAACAAUCAUAUCCUUUACUAAUGAGGAAAGAGAGACCCUGGGACUUAAAACGGUUUUUCAUGAACAGAUCCAAUUUGCAAAACUGGAACUGAAGUUUAAAAGCUAUUUUUCUUUCUGAAGCUCUGCUUCUGGGAAAAUCACAGCUGCCAGCUUAGAUGGUGGUUUUAACUGCCCAGUUACAAAUUCUGCACAGUUGUACAUAUUGGCAGAGCUCAGCUUCCUUAAAUGCUCUUGGAUCACUAAGGAAAUGGUGAUUUUCCUUAUUGAUUUAACGCCAUUUCUUCUUUUGUGAAAAAUCCCAUGCGCUGCUCAAUGGAACACGUACAAUAAAAACCAAACGUUGGGGGCCAAAAAUUAAGUAAGUCUCUCGUGUUCCUCCUCAGUCGUGUGAUGCUAAACCAUUUCUACUUUCAAGCUGGAGGGUUCAACCGUUUUCCCUUUUAAAUUUAGCAGAGUGAUUAUUCCUCCUGGUGGAUUGCAUAUAUGCGCCUUUUGAUCUGUGAAAUAGCUCGUUCCUGGGUGAACUUUAAGCUCUGAAGGAAUGCCUGGAAAAUACUGUUUACGAAUCCUAGCAGAAAUGUUUCACAUUCUCUUUACUCCAAAAUGGUGGCAGCAAACCACUCUCUCCAAGAUUUUUCAAGAAGAGGGGAAAAGAACUUUGGGCCACAGCGCUGUGGUAACAAAAUGAUGAUCAUCCCUCCCACAGAUUUUACUCAAUGGUCUCCUAGAAGCUAUAGUGUAGGAAAGCCAUCAUCAGCAAUUAUUCAUCACGAGCAGGAUACUGAGCUAGGUCCAUAGACUACAAACAGGGAGGAGGCUUGGUUCCUACCCUCUGGAGCUGACAAAUUAGCUGGCGAAGUUAGACACAAACCGCCAAGUGAAAUUCACGGUCACUAAUGGACAACAUAGUGUCAUACAGGAUUCCCAAGGGUCCAGAGAUAACCAGACAGCGUCCCUAGAGGAGAUCGUCUUGAAUUUGAGUUGGACCUUUAGUGGGGGUCUGGAGGAAGGAAAAGCAGGAGGCAGGAGGGAGGGAGGCAGGCACAUCAACAGGCAAUUAUAAGGCACUGCCAUGCCUUGUAAAUCGUGUCACGUAGGCCAUGCAUGGACGCCAUUGCCGGGGGCCCCACCUGGCUGAGGUGAAGGUUGUAGCAGGUAGGGUACGGGACAGCUUGGGGACGGCCUCGGAUGUCACUCUCAGAACUUAGUGCUUGAUUCUAUAAGGAAAGAGGAGUCAUCAAGCUUUUGAGCAGAAAGGAUAUAAGCUAAGCGGUGCUGCAGAGAAAUGUAAUCAAGCGGGGAUCCGUGCUGUGCAUUUAAUUGGGGAUUCUUCAGAAUUGAGAUAAUGAGACCCUGACCUAGGCUGGGGACAGUAAGAUUAUCUCCAUCACACGGUACAUUCCUGUGCAUACUUCUUAAGGAUUUCUGCCGCAUCGCACUCAGUAUGCCUGCCUAUCUCUGUCCUGUAAGACAGCGAUGCUGUGAUACUGUGUGCUGCUCAGAGGUGGCCUCAAUCCUUCAGAGCCCCACGGUUUGCACAGGGAACAGGCCCAGGUGUGGUCUCUGCGCAAACCUCAGAGCCCACAAAGUCCACAUCCUCAGUUUACUCAUACAGAAGCCAGCUCAUGAGUGACGGGUGUGGGACAUGACGGGAUCUCCUUACUGCACUUCAGCAAUGCUUCCAAAGCAGGUCCAAAGUCUGCUUUGGGUGUGUGUGUGUGUGUGUGUCCACAUUCUGGCACCAUCCUGAGGAAUUUGGGUCCUAACUGAAGUUGAAGCUCCUUUCUUUACUCCACCCAGACCCCUUCCCUCCAGAUCCUGCCUGGGCUCUACUUUAUUUUUGUCAACUCCUGGCCUCGGCGCUUUCCCAAAACGCCCUCCAGCUUCUAGCCCUCUGCUCACACCCUGCUCUUUCUCGUGUCCUGUCCUCGACUGUGCCAUCCCUUUUGGAGCGCUUUACAGCCCCAGCUCAAGCCUCACCACCUUCAGGACACCCCUGUACAUACACCGCUGUCUCAGCCCCUGCCCUAGGUAGACUAAGGUCUCUCUCCUGAGAGCUCCGCGCUACCUUGCCCGGGGCUCUCUCGCUGUGUCCCUGUGGUGUCUUACAAUUGCCUGUUUACCUGCCGGGCUCCCACCCUUCCACCGUGAGCUCCCUGCGGCCAGGGACUGUGGGUACGCGUCACUGAACACCCAGCAUCUAGCACGUACUAAGGCACAUACUGGCACUUACUAGGCAUUCCAAUGCCUGAUGAACGAAUGAAUGAAUGACAUUCGCCUUGCUGGUGCAUUCAUUCAUCUAAUAAACAUUUAUGAAGCAAUUGCUUACGAUCGGCACUGUGGUCGUCAACAUUUAAAUGUCAAAAUAUACGACGGCACUCAAGUUCCAAAUGAUGUGUGCGUAAAUUAUGCAUGUGGAAUGAACAUGCACACACAGCAAAGACCGCCUCCCUAGCUACAAAUACCAAAGCUAGCAAAUGCAGUAAACUGUGUACCAGAUGUCCCUGAAAUUGACAAAGAACCGAGAACCAAAAAUGACAGUUAGCUCCAUAAGGCCUGUAGAAGAAAAACGAAAAGAGUAAAAGAACAAAAGAACCUCCAGCAGAAGGAAGUGGCUAUGGUUUUUCUUCUAUGCACUAGAGCUGGGGGUGGGGAGGAUUUCUACAAGCAUUCUAUGCUGGGCAGGUUCAUGUAAGUCUGAGUUCCUGAAGGGUUGGCUCUUAGGAGCUGUUAGGAAAAUUCAUUGCCAUGCACGAGUCAGGGGACUGUUUUUUAUUCCACCGGAAAUUGUUAAUGGGGACUGCAUUAGUGGCCCCUUAUUGUUCUGCCUGAUGGAGAGACAGCAGGUUCACCCAAGCAGUUCUGGAACCCUGAUCGCUGCCAAUUAGGGGAGUAUUGUCUGGCUGACAUAAUCAACUUCACAUCACAACAUGGAAGCCAUUGCCAAGUUUGACUUCACCGCCUCCGGCGAGGAUGAGCUGAGCUUUCACACCGGAGAUGUUCUGAAGAUCUUAAGUAACCAAGAGGAGUGGUUCAAGGCGGAGCUUGGGAGCCAAGAAGGAUAUGUGCCCAAGAAUUUUAUAGACAUCCAGUUUCCUGAAUGGUUUCACGAAGGCCUCUCCCGACACCAGGCAGAGAACUUACUGAUGGGCAAGGAGGUUGGUUUCUUCAUCAUCCGGGCCAGCCAGAGCUCCCCAGGGGACUUCUCCAUCUCCGUCAGGCAUGAGGAUGAUGUUCAGCACUUCAAGGUCAUGAGAGACACCAAGGGUAAUUACUUCCUGUGGACAGAGAAGUUUCCAUCUCUAAAUAAGCUGGUGGACUACUACAGGACGACCUCCAUCUCCAAACAGAAGCAGAUCUUUCUGAGGGAUAGAACCCGAGAGGAUCAGGGUCACCGGGGCAACAGCCUGGACCGGAGGCCCCAGGGAGGCCCACACCUUAGCGGGCCCGGGGGAGAAGAAGUCCGGCCGUCGAUGAACCGGAAGCUGUCGGAUCAUCCAGCGCCCCCUCCCUCGCAGUACCCCCCGGCACCGCCACAGCAGCAGCGCUAUCUACAGCACCCCCACUUUCAUCAGGAACGCCGGGGAACCAGCCUUGACAUAAACGACGGGCACUGUGGCGUGGGCAUGGCCAGCGAAAUGAACGCCGCCCUCAUGCACCGGAGACACACAGACCCAGUUCAGCUCCAAGUGGCCGGGAGCCUCCUCCGUGUGACCGUGGCUCCCAAGGCCAGCCCAGCCGCCCUGGCUCGGCAGGACCCCUCUGUGUUUCCCCGACAGCGAGUGCGGUGGGCCCGGGCGCUGUACGACUUCGAGGCCCUUGAGGACGACGAGCUGGGCUUCCGCUGCGGAGAGGUGGUGGAGGUGCUGGACAGCUCCAACCCGUCCUGGUGGACCGGCCGCCUGCACAACAAGCUCGGCCUCUUCCCCGCCAACUACGUGGCCCCCAUGAUGCGAUGAGCCCCUUCCGGUGGGGCCCGAGGCUUUCGUCUGAAGCUGCCUGCAAGAGAGGGGGCAGGGGAGAACAGCUGGAACUACGUGUACAUCCGUGUAUAUGCGUGUGCACACACACGCGCCUAAGUGUACGUGCAUUCGAUAAUAGUAAUUUAUUGGCGAUGCGGUCGUUUCAUUAGUUGAUAUGAAAGGAAGUCAGGUGGAGAAUUCUAUUCGUACUUGUUUUUCUGCUCUCCCCUCAGCGGGUGUGUGGAAGGCAGGGGGAAAGUGGGGGUGGGGGGGGCAGAGACAUGAAACCGAAGUUCUUCCUGUCCUUAAGAUGGCACCGCUUCCUCCUGGUCUUGGGACUUUCACUGAGACUAGCCGAGCAGAGAUCCACAUCCCGGCAUUGGACCCAGAACAACAGGGUGGAGCCGGACUCGGUGGGGCCAUGUUUCGGCUUUACCUCCGAGCCCCGCUCCCCUUGAGGUUUUGCAGGGCAACGUCCCUCCUGUGCGACCAGGGUGGGCACUGCCGGGCUGAGACCAGAGGAGCAGCCACACGGGACUGGAGCAGCGGGUGCCUGGAGGCCUGGGCGAGGCUGGCCUCCUGCCCCGUGCUCAGCGGGGACCUUCGCCUCCCUCGCCGGAGUGCUCCUCAGCCCUGAGAAACAGAGACCGUGAGGAGCCCAGCACUGGCAAAUGGGGGGUUUUUCACAAAUCCCCAGUGGCUUGCUUGGGUGUCACCUCUGUUUCCCCGGAUACCAAGAAAGCAGCAUCUACAUUCUGUAAAGUGCUCGGAGAAGCCCUGGCUGAGAAUGCGGGACUUUAAAGCCAUUGUUUUACGACUCCCAGGGUGUCUCUUUGGGUCUCUAUUGGUUUUCCGUUGUCCUGAGGAUGCUUUGCCCAGUGGCAGAGAGGGAAGCCCACUCCACAAGAGCAUUGACUAGCAAUUGUUGAUCGGUUGACUGACUGAACUUGACCCUGGGAGGGAGCCAGCUUUGACGGGAGCUUCCUGUUGGAUCUGGCCGUAGAGUCAUUGCUGGCAUCCUCUCUCCAGCCUCGACCCAAGAGCUGCACCUGGGGAGAGGGACCCCAUUGCCCCUGUCUCUCCUGCCACCUCAAAAUAGAAUUAUGUUUCCUUGGGCUCAGCUGGGGUUGCGGAGCACAGGCUGGCCUGGCUGGGGAGAAGGGACCCUGGAGAAGGAAACAGUGUUUUGGUGGAGCCUGGGAGCAAACACGUCUGCGCCGAGAGACCGGAGAAGAGGAUGUGUGUGUGUGAUGAGGCCUAAGUGACAGGCUGGGUGCACGUGUUGGUGAGGGAGAAUGAUGGGGGUUGAGGUGUGCGUGCUCCUUUGUCUUCUUCCCCAGCCCUUCUUGCUCUAAGGAGUGACGGGGGCAGCCGUUAUCGAGGGUGAAAGGAGAAGAAAGAGUGUCUGGCUCAGAAGCAACUGUCGGGGUAACAUAGGCUGAGUCCCUUUGACUCUGAAUGCUACGAUUCUGGGAUCCCUCUGUUGUCUUUAGAGAAAAAGGGGAAAAGAAGGCACUCCGUGGCGAGUCUUGGGAGGGAAGAGAAAAUAGCCUGAGAGAGGCAGGGGGAGUCAGGUGACAGUAAGGAACAUCUGGCUCACAGCCUUUAGAAAUCAAAGAACAGAAAGGAAAAGGUAGCAGAGAUGUUUCAAAAGAUCAAGGAGCAGCGUGAGACACAAAGGGAGGGAAAGGGAGCAAGAUGGUAAGUGGGACAGUCGAGGAAGACGUUGGAGUAGAGUCAGCAGGCCGGCGGCUGACAACCAGGGGAAGGAGGGAUCCAGCAGGUGGGGAAGGAGGAGUUACAGCAGAGCCGUGAACGCCACGGAAGGCAGGGACCAAGACACCACAGGAACGAAGAGGAACGAACAGGGAGAAAGAAAAGCAAGGCAGAGAAGACCUAAAAGCUAUUUUGGUGCUAGGUAAUGUGAACAUGUUACAGUAAAUAAAAGCCAAAAGUGAUGUUUGAUUUUA
Messenger RNA from Neofelis nebulosa (Clouded leopard), 9309 nucleotides. RefSeq names its product GRB2 related adaptor protein 2 (gene GRAP2). Gene Ontology annotation, cellular component: ESCRT-0 complex. The transcript is spliced from 8 exons. The record is from RefSeq and is a predicted model, not a curated record. NCBI's taxonomy places the organism in Eukaryota, Metazoa, Chordata, Mammalia, Carnivora, Felidae. Gene Ontology annotation, molecular function: protein binding. Gene Ontology annotation, biological process: protein transport to vacuole involved in ubiquitin-dependent protein catabolic process via the multivesicular body sorting pathway. Bases 6308 to 7336 code for a protein of 342 amino acids.